AUGAUGCUUGAUGGUUUCGGCAACAUGCUUCAAUUUUUCAUUGCCUCUUCAUCAUUUACGCCCAGCAUGGAAUGCUUACAGACUCUGAGGCGUGCUAUGAGCACCUACCAGAGGAAGUGUUCUCUGGCCGAUGAGAUUCAGCUGGUGAGGUUCCUUCUGUGUGUAAUUGAGAGCUGUCAUUCGGAGUUAAGUAGCUCAUUGCAUUCGAUUCGCAACCAGAGCUCUGCUUCUGAAGUGGGAAAGAGAAAGCCAAUGCCGUUUUGUAGCUGCUUUGCAAAUGUUCUUGUUAGUAGUAGAAGCCAGCUUACCAGGCCGGUAACUGGUCAAAAGGAGAGUGAACUGAGUGUAGCAAGCCUUAAGUCUGGUUUAUCAGAUGAGGAAACUUCCACACUUGACCUCGCCUCUCUGAUUUAUAGUGACAGUGAUGGAUCACUUAAAGACACUGAGAGCAUUCAGAAAUCGAAGGUCAGAGUAGCUACCACUGUUUGUAUACAGGAUAUCUGUCAAGCUGAUUCGAAAUCAUUUAGUAGCCAAUGGACACUGCUUUUGCCAACCAAUGAUGUAUUACAACCUAGGAAGUUUGAAGCAACACUAAUGACUUGUUUGCUGUUUGAUCCCUAUUUGAAGUGGUGCUUCUAGCUGACACAUGCUUCUUAUGGUGCCUAAGCACGGGUUGCAUCUGCCUCAACUCUGGAAGCAAUGUUGGAUGGGCCUUCUUCUGUUUUUCUGCUGGUAGCAGAGUUCAAAGAGUCUUCUAAAAGGGGAUCUUUUACAGCACUUUCAAGUUCCCUUGGACAGAUACUAAUGCAGCUUCAUACAGGUAUUUUAUACUUGGUUCAACGACAAACUCAUAGUAGAUUGCUGGCAUCCUUGUUCAAGAUUCUCAUGCUUUUGAUAUCAUCUACACCAAAUUUAUUCUCCAACCGAAGUAUUUUUAUUGUCAAUGUUUUUUUCUUUCUUUUUUCAAUGUCACAUGUUUGUUUGUUUGUUUGUUUAAUCUUCUCAUGCUGCCCUUAAUCUUUA
Molecule: messenger RNA, 1023 nt
Organism: Rosa rugosa (rugosa rose)
Lineage: Eukaryota; Viridiplantae; Streptophyta; Magnoliopsida; Rosales; Rosaceae
Exons: 8
Coding region: 1-639 (212 amino acids)
Source: RefSeq, a predicted model, not a curated record